Messenger RNA from Xenia sp. Carnegie-2017, 948 nucleotides. RefSeq lists its product as uncharacterized. Lineage: Eukaryota; Metazoa; Cnidaria; Anthozoa; Malacalcyonacea; Xeniidae. The record is from RefSeq and is a predicted model, not a curated record. The transcript is spliced from 6 exons. The coding region runs from base 1 to 948 and encodes 315 amino acids.
AUGUACGCAGUUGAUAUUCUUACCGAAGAUUUUCAUGUUGAUAUUAUUCAUGGAUUCAGAGAUAGUUUUUAUCAUAUAUGUUGCAACCAUUAUGACAUGGAGAUCGAUGUAUCUGAGGACAUGAUUUACUAUAUUGAACUUGGAGAUAUCAAAAGAUCAAACCUGGAUAUGACUGAUGUUGAAAUUUUUGAAGAAAAUGCUUGCGCUCAUGAUAUGACAGUUGACUGGAUCGGACGUCGUAUAUUCUACGUCAAGUCGAAUAACAUCAUCCAGCAAAUUUCUUUAAACAGCAAAAAUUCAAGCGUUAUGAGAUUUACACCGGGCUUAAAAUUUAAUAUGAUCACAUUUGAUCCAAUCAAGGGGUAUCUUUUCUCAGCAGAAGAAAAAUAUCAUAAAAUUUGGAUAUGGAGUAGGAUUUCAAAUAAUGAUCACGUUUCAUCAGUUUCUCUUGAGUCAAACGCAUAUGAUCUUACUCUUGACAUGGGUGAAGAGAAGUUAUAUUGGCGAGUUUCCGAUGACACUGUGUAUUCAUCACGAAUAAAAGUAUUUGGAAAUUUUGUAUAUGUCAUAAAUAGUGCAAAGAAAGGCAUAGUAACGGCCUAUAACACAACAGAUAACUUGACUUAUAACUUUUCCAUCCCUGUGGCUGUGAGUGAUGGUCAUCAUGGUAUGGCUGUAGUACAAAGCACUAGUGUAGUGUCAAAUGUGACAAAACCCUUCAAUUUUCCCAUAUGUGGAUCCAACACAUACUACAACAAAGUUGAUGAAACAUUAGAAUGCAAAUGUAUGGAAGGAUAUGAAGGAGAAUGUAAUUCAUGUACAGAGAUAUGUAAGACAGACAUGGUUCUUCUCCUUGAUACAUCAUACUCUAUUGGCAAACACAACUUUGAUAGGAAAAUAAAACCGUUUCUAAAAAAGUUGGUUUUCAGUCCUAAGCUCAAACGAUAA